This is a messenger RNA of Telopea speciosissima, 1252 nucleotides long. Its product is annotated as protein trichome birefringence-like 39. The record is from RefSeq and is a predicted model, not a curated record. Bases 94 to 1194 code for a protein of 366 amino acids. Gene Ontology annotation, molecular function: O-acetyltransferase activity. The transcript is spliced from 5 exons. Lineage: Eukaryota; Viridiplantae; Streptophyta; Magnoliopsida; Proteales; Proteaceae. Gene Ontology annotation, cellular component: Golgi apparatus.
GUCCUUACUCCUAGUCCUAUUAAUUCAAGUCUGAAGCAGCUUUUUUCUUCCACCCUUGUCUUAUUUUUCUUAGUUACCGGAUCGAAACCCAGAAUGGGUUGUCGAUUCCAGGCUUUGCUACCCUUACUCUUCCUUUCCCUUCAGCUUCUUUUGUUCCUACAACGAGGGAGAGCAGAGGAAGCACCGUCUAACAAUGGAAGCAGUUCAGAUGCUCGAAUGCUUGCGAGCAGCUGCAAUUUGUUUGAAGGGAGUUGGGUGUUUGAUGCUUCUUAUCCUCUGUACAACUCUUUUAGUUGUCCCUUCAUAGAUCCAGGGUUCAAUUGCCAAAAGUAUGGCAGACCCGAUAAGAUGUACCUCAAAUACAAGUGGAAACCCAGUGGAUGUGACCUGCCAAGGUUUAAUGGAUUGGAAUUCCUGAUGAGAUGGAGAGGGAAGAAAAUAAUGUUUGUGGGUGAUUCACUGAGCGUCAACCAGUGGGAAUCGUUAAACUGCUUGAUUCAUGCGUCUGUGCCCAACGCCAGGACCACUGUGGUGAGGAGGGAGCCUCUUUCUUCAGUAACAUUCAAGGACUACGGGGUUACGGUUCUACUGUACCGGACGCCAUACCUUGUGGAUCUCGUUCGUGAAAAGGUGGGGUUGGUUCUAAAGAUUGACUCCAUCCAGAAUGGGAACUCAUGGAAGGGCAUGGACAUGCUGAUCUUCAACUCCUGGCACUGGUGGACCCAUACAGGAAGAUCCCAACCGUGGAACUACAUACAAGAGGGCAACAAAUUGUACAAAGAUAUGGACCGUCUGAUUGCAUUCUACAAAGGACUGACGACGUGGGCCAGAUGGGUGAACCUUAAUGUGGACCCCACCAAAACCAAGGUCUUUUUCCAGGGAAUCUCUCCCACCCAUUACCAGGGAAAGGAUUGGAAUGAACCAUCAAAGAGUUGCUAUAGAGAGAUGAAACCACUGUCAGGGUCGAUGUACCCGGGGGGUAUACCUGCGGGGGCGAUUGUGGUGAACAAAGUGCUGAGCAGGAUAAAGAAGCCUGUGUAUCUGCUGGACGUAACAAGGCUAUCACAGCUAAGAAAAGACGCACACCCCUCCACUUACAGUGGUGGGCACAGUAACCUUGACUGUAGCCACUGGUGCCUCCCUGGACUUCCCGAUACUUGGAAUCAGCUCCUCUAUGCCGCUCUCCACCUUUGACAACGACAGCUGAGAUAUUAUUUUUGAAACUACAACAACUGCAUUGUUUGCUUCCCCA